This is a messenger RNA of Maylandia zebra (zebra mbuna), 1125 nucleotides long. Its product is annotated as homeobox protein DBX1-B-like. The record is from RefSeq and is a predicted model, not a curated record. Gene Ontology annotation, biological process: cell differentiation in spinal cord; regulation of transcription by RNA polymerase II. Gene Ontology annotation, molecular function: DNA-binding transcription factor activity, RNA polymerase II-specific; DNA binding. NCBI's taxonomy places the organism in Eukaryota, Metazoa, Chordata, Actinopteri, Cichliformes, Cichlidae.
UGGACUUCCCUAUUUCUCCUGAAGAAAUCUCUGCUGGACAACAGGAAUUUUGUUGGGACAACUAUGAUGUUUCCCUGCGCUGCUCUGUCGCCUACUCUUUACCCGGGUUUCCUGCGUGUCCCUGCUACUCUCUCCGCGUCACUGAGCGAAUCGGCGGCUCAGGGAAGAGGAACCGGCUUUCUGGUAGAAGAUCACAUAAGCCAACAUGUCGGCUACAUACAUCGAACUUUCUCGUCCCUUAGUUCCGGAGACAUUCUGCCGUUCAGUGCGGGGUCAAGGUCCUUUCCACGUACAACAGAACCAAGCACGGAGACAUCCGGUCAACUCAGCCGCAGCAGCCCCGGAUCUGUGUACGCAGCCAGCCCGGACUACCUGAAGUUCGGCGUCGGUACGAUCCUGGCACCUUCUACAUGGAGUCUCCAGAAUCUUCAGACAAAGUCGCUCUCUCUGCCUUUUUUAGACAGAAGCCUUUAUCCUUACAUCAGAGCCUCUGAUUUCACAGCCUCUGCCUCUGUGGUUCCUGUCCCAGGAACAUUUUCAUGGCCCCUAAGCCCCAGAGGGAAGCCCAGGAGGGGCAUGCUGCGGCGGGCUGUGUUCUCAGACCUCCAAAGAAAAGGUUUGGAGAGAACCUUCGAGAAGCAAAAAUAUAUUAGCAAACCAGACAGGAAGAAGCUCGCCAGUAAACUGGAUCUUAAAGACACCCAGGUGAAAAUCUGGUUCCAAAACCGCAGGAUGAAAUGGAGAAACUCCAAGGAGAGGGAGCUGCUGUCAACGGGCGGCUGUCGGCAGCAAACCCUCCCCACCAAAACCAAUCCCCACCCAGAUCUCACUGAUGUGGGCAGCACGUACAGCCACAGGCUGAGCAGGAUUGCACCAUACAACCACGAGUCGCAUCUCUGUUGUCAUCAUCGUAACCCUUCGACUCUAUCAGAGUCAGGCAAACAAUCAGAACUGUCACAGUCAGACAGUGAAGAAAUCACAGUUUUAUAAGAGAUUCAGAUUAAUGGAGUAUUCCUAGAAGAUGAUGGAAGUAAAUGAAUUAGCUCUCCAUUUUGCCCUCUAUUUUUUGUACAGUGUUGUGUAUAUUACCUUUAUAGCAUAUCUGCACACACUAAUUAAAGUAUA